UUUUCUUAAGAACCCAUUUGAUAUCUCAUUGAUUUGUGCACUCCAAGCACAAAUACCACAACCAAAAGCAAAAAACACAGCAUCGACAAAGGCAUGGCUUCUUCAAUGAGAAUGUCAUUCAUUCUCUUCUUUGCAUGCUCUCUCUUCCUACAAGGAACAUUAGGUGAGGUGAUUUGUGAGACUCUGCCCACCAAUCUUUGUUCCUUUGCAAUUGCAUCAUCUGGGAAGAGGUGUGUACUGGAGAACUUCCAAAACAACGACGGGAAAUUGGAGUUCACGUGUAAGACAUCGGAGGUGGCUGUGUCGACAAUGGCCGGUCACAUAGAGACUGAUAAGUGUGUGAGUGCGUGUGGGGUUGACCGGAGAUUUGUCGGAAUAUCUUCCGAUGCCUUCCUUGCGCCACAAUUCACCGCCAAUCUUUGCUCUCCAGCGUGUUAUCAGAACUGCCCCAACAUUGUUGACCUUUACUUUAACAUGGCUGCCGGAGAAGGAGUAUAUCUGCCUGCCCUUUGUGAGAAACAAAAGUCCAACCCUCAUCGUGCCAUGAUGGAGCUUUCGAGCAGUGGUGACGUCGCCCCUGGUCCGGUAGCCGCAAUACUUGCUGAAGCCCCUGCACCUGGAAUUUUCUAAUUUACUUCAUAAAUUUUUUUUUUAAUUAUUAUAAAGGAUAUGUGAAAUACUUGAACUAUACUAAUAUAUAUAUAUAUAUAUAUAUGUGUGUGUGUGUGUGCGCGCGCCCCCCUUGGAUUGGCUUCGGCAAUAAUUUUUUUUUUCCCAUUAAUUUCUAUGAUUUGCUACUUGUGACUAGUAUAAA
Messenger RNA from Olea europaea var. sylvestris, 814 nucleotides. RefSeq lists its product as uncharacterized. The transcript has 3 exons. NCBI's taxonomy places the organism in Eukaryota, Viridiplantae, Streptophyta, Magnoliopsida, Lamiales, Oleaceae. The record is from RefSeq and is a predicted model, not a curated record. The coding region runs from base 94 to 630 and encodes 178 amino acids.